CCUAAUUUAAAAGUGUGUUUUUCUGACCUUAGGCUUUUAGCCCAGCUGCCAAGAGCAAAUGUUGUUCUCUUGCGAUACCUUUUUGGAGUGCUAUACAACAUUGAGCAACAUUCGUCAUCCAAUCAGAUGAAAGCUUAUAAUUUAUCCGUUUGUAUAGCCCCAUGCGUUCUUUACCCACCUGAUUCCGAAAGCUUGGAAUUGGAAGACAACAUGAUAAAAAAGAUUUGUCUUGUACAAUUUCUCAUUGAAAAUUGCCUCAGGAUAUUUGGAGAAGACAUCACUUCCCUCUUGGGCGAGAACUCAAUGAGUCGUGGUAACAGCGAGAAGGCUGCAGACUCCGGCCGGAAGACUGUGAAAAGCCCUUUUUUCAGAGACAGGGCCUUUUGGUGGGGCUCCCGCACUUGCCAGCUCACCCAGUGCACAGCCCCACCUUCCGCAAAGCCAGGACAGCUCUUUGGAGUUUCCCUCAUGGAUAUCUGUGAUAAAGACAACCUGCCCUUUCCAAUUCUGGAUAUGCUUUCCUUUAUUAAUCAAAAAGGGCCACUCACAGAAGGCGUCUUCCGCAAAUCAGCCAAUAUAAAAUCCUGCAGAGUCCUAAAGAAAAAACUAAAUUCUGGGGUCAAAGUGAACCCGUACAGCGAAUCUGUUCAUGUGGUCGCAUCCGUCUUAAAGGACUUUCUUAGAAAUAUCGAAGGAAGUAUAUUUUUAUCCGAUCUCUAUGACAAAUGGCUCAGUGUUAUUGAUCAAGGCAACAAAGAGGAGAAGAUAACUGCAGCCCAGAGGUAAUGAUGCCAUAAUUACUCUACUCUGGUCACAUCUCCAAAAUACACCCAACAUACUAUCAGGAAAACAUUGGCUUACGUUUUGCAGCUUUGCCUACUAAAAUCAUGACCAACGCCAAAGAGUUUCAAUUCUUCACACCCAUGGGGUCCAGCUUCAGAAUAGAGGCAUGCUUUAGGGCUAUUAUUGUUCUUCUCCUGAUCUUAUUAAUGUGGACUCCUUGGCCAUUUUACCCCUUCUGGAUCCAUGAAAGUGGUAGACGAAAUUCCCUGGUCCAAGACAGAUGCUAGAGCAUUGACUUCCAGGGCUAUGACCUUAAAAGUCUGUGAAACAUUUAACUAAGCAGAGAAGUUGUUAUCUGGCUCAGGAACUGAAUUCAGUGCAACAAUUUUGUAUACCUUCAUGCCUGGAACUCUGCUAGAGCGGGUUGUGUGCUAGAUAUACAAGGAUGUAUCCUGUUCCCUGUCUCUGUUUUUCCAACCUCUUAAGUGGGAUCACUUGCCUAAUUUAAAAGUGUGUUUUUCUGACUUUAGGCUUUUAGCCCAGCUGCCAAGAGCAAAUGUUGUUCUCUUGCGAUACCUUUUUGGAGUGCUAUACAACAUUGAGCAACAUUCCUCAUCCAAUCAGAUGACAGCUUAUAAUUUAUCCGUUUGUAUAGCCCCAAGUGUUCUUUACCCACCUGAUUCCGGCAGCUUGGAAUUGGAAGACAACUUGAUAAGAAAGGUAAUGAGAGGUCUCAUUCUUGUCCCCCAGGGGGUAGAAUCCCUACU
Messenger RNA from Mirounga angustirostris (Northern elephant seal), 1550 nucleotides. Its product is annotated as rho GTPase-activating protein 20-like. The transcript has 5 exons. Bases 127 to 786 code for a protein of 219 amino acids. Gene Ontology annotation, biological process: signal transduction. Gene Ontology annotation, molecular function: GTPase activator activity. The record is from RefSeq and is a predicted model, not a curated record. NCBI's taxonomy places the organism in Eukaryota, Metazoa, Chordata, Mammalia, Carnivora, Phocidae.